This is a messenger RNA of Colletotrichum orchidophilum, 879 nucleotides long. RefSeq lists its product as uncharacterized. The coding region runs from base 1 to 879 and encodes 292 amino acids. NCBI's taxonomy places the organism in Eukaryota, Fungi, Ascomycota, Sordariomycetes, Glomerellales, Glomerellaceae. The record is from RefSeq and is a predicted model, not a curated record. The transcript is spliced from 4 exons.
AUGUCUCAGAACAGCAGCAUGGUGGUGAUGAAGUCUGAUUCUGAAGACGAUUUCGUCAUUAUCGACUCUGAGCACACCGGUAUCGUGGAAAAGCUCGGGCAGGAGCACAAAAGAGUCAUAAAGGCUUUGAUCGACAAGCACGUGGGGGAGCUUGCUAUGCUGAGAGAUAGCUGCAACAGACGGGCUCAGGACGACGCCAGAACUGCCAGUCUAUCAGUCAAUCGACACAAUGAGCGCUACCAGGAGGAGAUCAGGGACCUGAAAGACGCUCUUGCUGCCGAGAAGGACAAAACAGCUCUCACGGGCAAGUCUAGCUACAGAAUGUCCGACAACAAUCAGAUGUCCUACAAAAAUCAGAGGGUGAUCAAAUACACUGAGCAAGAACUCCAAGCUGCCUUGAACAAGAUCACCAAAGAUAACAAUACCAAGGCGCAGGAGCGCAUCAAUGAAGGAAAAACCAUGCUCGGGGCCCUCAUCGUCGCCCACAACGAAGCCCUCUCCGACCUCGCUCACCAGAAGCUUCGCAUCGGCAAAGUGAUCACCGCUCACAAGUACGAAGUGGCCCAGCUCCGUAUCCAAGCCUCUGAAGCAGGAGAUGAGGCCUUCCGGUGCUAUCACCAGGCCCAGUCCUACUACGCCGAUGCACAGGGAGCUAGAGACGAGGCAGCUCACAAAGACCAAAUCAUCCAGGUCUCACAGCAGCAGCUACAGAGUUUACAAGCGCAGCUCUAUGAGAAGACGCAAGAGGCUGUGAAAUUUCAGAGCCAGCUUGAUGCUUCUGCUGCCAAGAACAAUGAACUUGUGACCCAGCUUGACGCAAUCCGCAAGAUCGACAAUACCAUGAGCACCUCCGAGGCUCCUUCUAACACUCACACUUGA